Morus notabilis is the source of this 2151-nucleotide messenger RNA. RefSeq names its product putative pentatricopeptide repeat-containing protein At3g01580. The coding region runs from base 1 to 2124 and encodes 707 amino acids. The transcript is spliced from 2 exons. NCBI's taxonomy places the organism in Eukaryota, Viridiplantae, Streptophyta, Magnoliopsida, Rosales, Moraceae. The record is from RefSeq and is a predicted model, not a curated record. Gene Ontology annotation, molecular function: protein binding; RNA binding. Gene Ontology annotation, biological process: RNA modification.
AUGAAAAGGAGGGAGCUUCUUGUUACUCUGUUUAAACUAUGUGAUAGUGGGAAAUCAGUAGUACAACUUCACUCCCAAGCUUUCAAAGCUGGCCUUGCCCAUGAUAGUUUCUUUGCCACGAAACUCAUUGCUUUAUAUGCAAAGCAUGCAUUACUUGGCGAUGCCCGUAAACUGUUCGGCGAAACGCCGCACAGAACUGUUUAUCUCUGGAACGCUACCCUCAGGAGCUACUGUAGAGAUAUGCAAUGGGAAGAGACCUUGUACCUCUUUCGGGACAUGAUAUCUAAUGGGAGAGAUCAUGAUGAGAAGCCUGAUAAUUUCACAGCAUCCAUUGCACUUAAGGCGUGUGCGGGGUUAAGGGCGCUAAAAUAUGGCAAAAUGGUUCAUGGGUUUAUAAAGAAACAUGACAAGGUUGGACAAGACAUGUACGUGGGUUCUGCUUUGGUCGAAUUCUACGCGAAAUGUGGAGUAAUGGAUGAUGCUUUACAAGUGUUCAAGGAAUUUCCUCAUCCCGAUAUUGUUCUAUGGACUUCAAUGGUUACUGGGUACGAGCAAAAUGGUAAUCCCGAAGAAGCACUAAGAUUUUUCUCGCAAAUGGUUAUGGUGGAAUGUUUAAACCCUGAAAGAGUGACUCUUGUCAGUGUUGUUUCUGCUUGUUCGCAGUUGCCAAAUUUAAAGCUUGGCAGUUGCAUACAUGGUUUUGGUAUUAGGAGGGGCUUUGAUAGUGAUAUAUCUUUGGUAAAUUCGCUUUUGAAUCUAUAUGCAAAAACAGGUUCCAUAAGAUAUGCUGCUAACUUGUUCAGAAAAAUGCCAAAACGAGAUGUGAUAUCAUGGAGCUCAAUGAUUGCUUGUUAUGCUCUUAAUGGUGCUGCUGUCGAAGCAUUAGAUCUUUUCAAUGAGAUGAUUAAUGGGACGAUUGAACCCAAUUCAGUAACUGUAAUUAAUGCAUUGCAAGCUUGUGCUUUUAGCUGCAACAUAGAAGAGGGUCGAAAGAUCCAUAAGUUUGCUGCUAGGAAAGGUUUUGAAUUGGAUGUCUCGGUCUCUACAGCUCUAAUUGAUAUGUAUAUGAAGUGCUUUGCCCCUGAUCAAGGGUUGGAUCUGUUUGAAAGAAUGCCCAAAAACGAUGCGGUUUCUUUUGCUGCAUUGUUAAGUGGGUACGCCCAUAAUGGAAUGGCAUGCCAAUCUAUGGGAGUCUUCCGUCAGAUGCUACUAGAAGGUAUUAUACCCGAUGCGGUUGCCAUGGUGAAGAUUCUUGCAGCUUGUGCACAGUUGGGGAUUCUUCGCCAUGCUCUGUGCCUUCAUGGUUAUGUGAAGAAAAUGGGCUUUAACAGCAACGCCUUUGUUGGAGCUUCACUCAUAGAGUUGUACUCAAAAUGUGGUAACCUAGAUAAUGCUAUUCAAAUAUUUCAAGGGAUUGUGAACAAAGAUGUGUUUAUCUGGAGUGCAAUGAUUGCAGCUUAUGCAACCCAUGGGCGUGGGGUUGAAGCUGUAGAUAUUUUUGAUCAAAUGGUGAAGAAUUCAGCCGUUAGGCCAAACAAGGUGACAUUUGUUUCUCUUUUAUCUGCUUGUAGCCAUUCAGGUUUGGUUGAACAAGGGAUGGAAAUAUUCAAUAUAAUGAUGCAUAAAUACCAAUUGAUGCCCAAUUCUGAGCAUUAUGGGAUAAUUGUUGAUCUUCUUGGUCGAGCUGGAGAGUUGGACAAGGCCAUGGAAAUCGUUAAUAAAAUGUCAUUUCCAGCCGAGCCAUAUGUUUGGGGAGCCUUGCUUGGUGCAUGUCGAAUACAUCACAAUAUCAAGCUGGGAGAGGUUGCAGCAAAGAAUCUUUUCAAGUUAGAUUAUACUCAUGCGGGGUAUUACAUAUUGUUAUCAAAUAUCUAUGCUGUGGAUGAGAAAUGGGAAAGUGUAGCAGAACUUAGAACACUUAUUAAGGAGAAGAAGCUGAAGAAGACGAUUGGGAAAAGUAUGGUUGAAGCAGGAAGUGUAAUUUAUAGCUUUGUUUCCGGAGAUAGAUUUCACCCAAACUUUGAGCAGAUUUAUGAAUUGCUGAGAAGGCUGGAGGUGAAGAUGAGAGAGGAAUCUUACAUUCAUCAUUUAGAACUUUUGCAACAUGACACGGUGCUAUUAUAGUUUGAAUGAGGACAUGAGCUUACUGCG